ACACUCCCUGCCGGCGCCUCAGACCCCCGGCCGGGGCGGGGCUGGGACCGGGCGGGCGGAGCCAAGAGCUUCUCCCCCGCCACCCUGCCUGCCCGCCGGGGGACCCGCCCCUCCGGCGGCGGCGCUCAGGAGGGCGGGGCGGCGGGCCCCUAGGGUCAGUCUCCGCCUCGGACACCGGCCGCGCAGCUGGAGGCGGCGGAGCAGCAGCCCCAGCCAUGGCGGCCAUCCGAAAGAAGCUGGUGAUUGUGGGGGAUGGGGCCUGCGGGAAGACCUGCCUUCUUAUCGUGUUCAGCAAGGAUCAGUUCCCAGAGGUCUAUGUCCCAACUGUCUUUGAGAAUUACAUCGCCGACAUAGAGGUGGACGGCAAGCAGGUGGAGCUGGCUCUGUGGGACACAGCAGGACAGGAAGACUAUGACCGCCUGCGGCCUCUCUCCUACCCCGACACUGAUGUCAUCCUCAUGUGCUUCUCUAUUGACAGCCCGGACAGCCUGGAAAACAUUCCUGAGAAGUGGACUCCAGAGGUGAAGCAUUUCUGCCCCAAUGUCCCCAUCAUCCUUGUGGGGAAUAAAAAGGAUCUGCGGCAAGAUGAACAUACCAGGAGAGAGCUGGCCAAGAUGAAGCAGGAACCUGUUCGAUCUGAAGAAGGCCGGGACAUGGCAAACCGAAUCAGUGCCUUUGGCUACCUCGAGUGCUCAGCCAAGACCAAGGAGGGGGUGCGGGAGGUAUUUGAGAUGGCUACUCGGGCUGGUCUUCAGGUCCGCAAGAAUAAGCGCCGAAGGGGCUGUCCUAUUCUUUGAGAUCCUCAGGCCUCCCCCUUCUUCCCUGCACAUGGGUGCAGAUACUACCACCACCACUGCCCAGCCACAUUCUCUUAGGGCUUCUUGCCCAAGGCUCCCUUUCCUGGCUCCUUGGGGCCCGGGACUUUAUCUGGUUUCCCCUAUGGGCAGUGCUGGCAUUUUGCCCCUCCCAGCCUUCUGGGAACAGGGGCCUAUACCUUGUCCUCCCUGAGGCCCUCUUCCUGCUGCCUCGGUCCAGGGGUGGGGAUCUUCACCCCCAGGCCUUCCCUGGAGGAUCAUCACACACCAGCACUUUACACUCUUCUGGCUUACAGGAGUGUCUGAGGUGGGGGACUUGGAGGCUCUAUCCCAGAGUCAUAUCCCCCUCCCACCCCCCAGUGUUUCUGCUUUGGACCAGGGGCUUGUCUCUGGCUACACUUGAUGGUGGUGAUGGUGGGGGAGGCACCAAUAAAAGCCAGACUCCCUACAUGA
Messenger RNA from Erinaceus europaeus (western European hedgehog), 1268 nucleotides. RefSeq names its product ras homolog family member C (gene RHOC). Gene Ontology annotation, molecular function: GTPase activity; GTP binding. The transcript has 5 exons. Lineage: Eukaryota; Metazoa; Chordata; Mammalia; Eulipotyphla; Erinaceidae. Bases 216 to 797 code for a protein of 193 amino acids. Gene Ontology annotation, biological process: small GTPase-mediated signal transduction. The record is from RefSeq and is a predicted model, not a curated record. Gene Ontology annotation, cellular component: neuron projection.